AUGGUGUCGACAGAGAAGUUGGAUAACGAGUGGAAGCUGGUCCAGGAGGAUUUUCCGAAAUUGGAGAAAAUCCACGACGAGUACAUUCAAAAAUCGCGACAAGUGAGCAAAUUCCAAGAUACGGCUGGCAAGGCGAUGAAACAUCACAAUUAUCUGCUCAAGAAUUUUCGAGAAACCAUGAAACAAACCCAAAUGGCGAUUGACAAGCUGGCACCAUGCGAGGAGAAAACGGCACUGAUUGCUCAUCUUAAAAAGCUUCGUGAAGAACAAGAAGUGACAAAUCUUCGACUACGAGACAUGCAAGGAGAACUGCCAGCCCAAUCGAAUGGAUUUUAUUUGAAUCUGAUUUUGGGAUCGAACCUCAAUAUUUCACUUUUGACGAAAACUGAGAAAUUCAAGUACAAGGAGGAAUACGAGGGCUUCAAAUGGAACAUUACAAUUCUGAUCUGCGUCCUGGCGUUCAUCUCGUGGAUGUGGCCGUUCCGAGUGCUGGACUCGUUGCUCUGUUUUCUGAUGGUCUGGUAUUACUGUACCCUGACGAUUCGAGAAUCGGUCCUUCGUGUAAAUGGGUCCAAAAUCAAAGGAUGGUGGCUGUCCCACCAUUAUCUCUCGUGUGCCGUCCCUGGAAUAGUGCUCACUUGGAAAGAUGGUCUCUGUUAUCAGGAGUUUCGUCCGUAUUUCCUCGUUUUCACUUUCUACAUUUCCAUCGUUCAAUUGGCUCAGAAUCAAUAUCAAUCUGGAUGCCUUCGACGCCUUCAUUCCCUUGGACAGGGACAUCAAAUGGAUAUUACUGUCGAAGGAUUCACCUCGUGGCAAUUCAAAGGACUCACUUUCCUUUUGCCCUUUUUGACCGUUGGAUAUCUCUUCCAAUUGUUCCUGGCCGGCAAACUGUACAUGUAUGUGAACACGGAAAUGUGUGAUGGAUUGUGGCAGGUUUGGGCUCUCUCACUGCUGCUGGGAGCAAUUGCCGGUGGAAAUAUAGUGACAACGUCGAUGGUCUGCAUUCGAAAACUCAAAACGACACCAUCCUACACGAAUAUCGUCGCGCUGACUCGAAAGUACAGUAGUCGCCACAAAAUCAAUCAGGCUCCGCCCACUUUUGACGCCACAGCAUCUGCGUCGAGUCGAGCACCGCCACCACCCACUGAGAAAUUGCAUUUGCAUUGA
Molecule: messenger RNA, 1167 nt
Organism: Caenorhabditis briggsae
Lineage: Eukaryota; Metazoa; Nematoda; Chromadorea; Rhabditida; Rhabditidae
Exons: 6
Coding region: 1-1167 (388 amino acids)
Cellular component (GO): membrane
Source: RefSeq, a predicted model, not a curated record